Messenger RNA from Camelina sativa (false flax), 576 nucleotides. Lineage: Eukaryota; Viridiplantae; Streptophyta; Magnoliopsida; Brassicales; Brassicaceae. The record is from RefSeq and is a predicted model, not a curated record.
UUAAUUUGUGAACAGGUUUACCAGUCCCUCUCACAUGGCUUAUAUCAAGAUUUUGGAGGACCUUAAGGAUAAGGAUGGUCUCCAGAGCUUUGUGGGUAACAUGGGAGCAGCUUCGUCAUCGAUGGUGCCUAAUUCUUGGGAGGAUGAGAAGAUUUCCUGGGACUUUGAGGAAAGAAGUAUAGCUAAAUCUCCUUGUGGAUCCUCCUAUGUUUCCGCCACUACAGGAGAUGCGGUUGAUGACAUCGGACGUAUGGAUCAUUUCAAGAUGGAAACGGGAUCCCCCACCUUCGUGGAUAUAUUGACUGAGAUAUUGCCGGAAGUCAAGGAGUUGAAGCAUACUCAGAUGAAACAAGCUGAGAGGAUGAUUACUUUAGAGAUGGAGCUGCUUGAAUCAAGAAGGGAGAUACUUCGGCUAAAAGGGAGCAAUGGAAGUUUUUAAGCACAUGCAUGGUAAGCUCAAAUUAAGAAUAAACUCUUGGAGUAUGUAAUGCUUCUCUAGCUACUUCUUGUCUUUUGAACAUAUGUGAAGGAAAAAAAGGAAUAUGGAAAUGAUUUGACUCCCGAGUUUGAAAGUUA